Molecule: messenger RNA, 5755 nt
Organism: Pseudonaja textilis
Lineage: Eukaryota; Metazoa; Chordata; Lepidosauria; Squamata; Elapidae
Gene: CEP164
Product: centrosomal protein 164
Biological process (GO): cilium assembly
Cellular component (GO): centriole; centrosome; ciliary transition fiber
Molecular function (GO): protein binding
Source: RefSeq, a predicted model, not a curated record
CUCGCGGUCCCUCGCUCGGCCCCCCCCCCCCCCCGCAGGCCAUGGCCGGGCCCGCCCUGCGGAUCGGCGAUCAGCUCAUCCUGGAGGAGGACUACGACGACAGCUACAUCCCCAGCGAGCGAGAGAUCCAGGAGUUCGCUCGCGUGGUGGGCAUCGACCCCGAGCACGAGCCGGAGCUGAUGUGGCUGGCCCGGGAGGGCAUCGUGGCCCCGCUGCCCGCCGAGUGGAAGCCGUGUCAAGAUAUCACUGGCGAUAUCUAUUACUUCAAUUUUGCCAAUGGCCAGUCGACCUGGGACCAUCCGUGUGAUGAGCGCUACCGCCAACUUGUCAUCCAGGAAAGGGAAAAAAUUCUGGAACAUGGAGGUCUUAAAAAAAAAGAGAAAAAGAAGAAAAGGGCAGAAAAGAAAAAGGAUAAGAAAGAAAGAGACCCAUCGAAGCAUCUUGUGGAGAUGCAGUCGGAAUCAGGGAUUCUUCCAUCAACGUCCUUUUAUCGAGUAUCAUCUCCUGUCCUGUAUUCAGAGCAUGGUAGUCCUGACCUAGAGCAACAGGGUAGCCAGGUAACACAGAAUGACUUCUUCCUAAAAAACGCCAAGGGAAAGAUUUCAGAUGCUGGUGAUUUGUCCAGGCUGCUAUCGAGCCUUGCCCCAGGGAAACUACAACCUCUUCUGCCAGAAAAAUCUAACCGGACUCAACAGAUCCUUGCAGAUGUGGAGAAAAUUCUUGGAAGAAAUGCAUCUUCCAGCCGGUCAGACAUUAAUCAUCAAGCACAACAAGAUGCAAAUACAGAAAUCAAAUGUGCAGCUGCUAGUGGUGUUUUAUCAGACUUGGAAGCUGAGGAUGUAGAUAGUAUCCACCUCAUAAAGCCUUUUUUCCAAACACUGAAGAAACCCUCUCAAACUAUAGCAGGUGCUAUGACUGUGUUAGCCCUGGGGGGAGUCAAGGAGAAAAAGCUGUUCUUAGAGGGAGAAAAACAAGGUGAAGACCAUGGGAAAGGCCAUGCGGAGGGAGAUGGACUAGUCAGGAAGGAAGACUUCUUGCAUAGUGUUGAAAAGGAAAUGCAGCUUUCUCCCUCUGCUGCUGCUUUCACAUUGAUCUCAUCUGGGACUUUGGAGGGACAAGGUGACAUCCAUUAUUUUCAAAAUGAAAUAUUAAGGCCUCUGGAGAGAAUAAAGGAGAGAAGGGGAAAAAAGAACCCUUCUGAACAAUGCCAGGCCACAGAGUCCAGCCCAUGGCAGAUCGAGACUCUUAUUCCUCAUUCUCAGCUGCAGGGUUCUGUUGAGCUUGGAGCCAAGACAGGAAUUUCGGGGAGUGAAGUGUCAUCUCCUACACCAGGUCAACUCACAGAGGGGAAAAAACACGAUCCAAAGAUAGAAUCUGACAGCGGUAAUAGCAUGAGUGUUGCUAGCAGCCUGUCUGACCACCUUGCUUCUCAGGUCUUGGGUGAAGUAGACAAUUUCUCCUGGGAUUUACAUAGCUCUUGUGAAUCUGAACAUCCCACAAAGCAUCUGCCUUCUCCCCAAAGACCAUUUUUGGAAGCUAUAAAUAGCCAAGCACAGAGCUCCCCAGACAAUCAGUCAGCUAGUGAGUGCUAUUCCGAGGAUCAGAAGUUCUAUCAACAUGUCCUCCACAUGGUGCAGAAAUCUAGGAGAACAGAAUCCGGCGUACCCAAGUCUCUCAGGGGUCAGAAAGACUGCAGCAAAGGGCUUGAUUCUGAUCAGACUGUUCAUCCUGACGGAGAAGGAACUAGAGAAACGGCAGCAGUAGAAGCAGCAAUUCCUGAAGGAGAGAGGUUGAAGCCCCGUGAAGGUCAGGCAUGCAUCCUCCAAGACAACCAGGCAGGAGAGCAGCUGAUGCCCAAUAUGAUUUUGAUGGAAGGAACCUGCAGGGUUGGGCUUCCAAAAAACGGAGAUUGGAUUGAAGAGGCCAACAGCUGCAUAAAAAAUACUUUAAAAUCAAAAAAUGAGGAGGAAAAGGAAGCUUGUUUGCCUCACUUGAUAUCCGAUGUGACAGAGAAGAAAGAAGUCAGUGAGAAUCUUAUUCUAGAAAAAGUCUUGGACGUGGCUGAAAUACCUCCAGUCCUAAACAGUCCAAAAUUUGGGGUGAACCGAGCCACCACUGAAAGCACUUUGAAAGAGGAAGACAAAAAUUGGCUGGCACAGGAGAAAAAUGAGGACAAAGACAGCUUGGAAGAGGAGCACAAUAGUGGAUCUGCUGUGGCAGAAGAGAGCAGGCAGUUUGAGACUGAAAUCGACCCAAUAAAGCCAUGGAAUGUCCAUACUGGAGGGUCACUGAAGGAAAUAACCAAAGUGGAAGAAACAAACGUUUAUUUGCUGGAAGAAAAACAGAUACAUGUUCAGAAUUUGCAGGAAGAACUGCAACAGGGAGAGGAAGAAGAGAUCCAGAUGUUACAUCAACAGCAAGAGUCUGCCCUUUGGUCAUUGAAAACUGAGUUGGAGACAACUAGGCAGGAAGAAGAGAUACGCUUGAGGGAAGAGAUCAAAGUGGAACUUCAAAAAUUCCACACUGAGAUGCAUUCUGAGAUGGAGGCAGGGAAGGAGAAGAUCAGGCUGGCACAAGAAGCUGCACUGAACCAGCUGAAAGAGGAGCUAGAAUCCUUUCAGCAACAGGAGAGAGAAAAGCUCAAAAAGCAGAAGUGGCUUUUUCUGGAACGGAUAAAAAAAGAGGCUGAAAUGGCAGAGCAGGCUGAACUGGUGGCACUGGAGCAGGAGAACCAGAGGGCCCUGAAUGAACUGAGGGAGAAGCUGUGCAGAGAAAAGGAACUGGCUCUGCAGGAACUACAGGUGCAGCUGGCAGCAGAUAUCCAGCAACAGAAAACUGCAACAGCAGAAGAGCACCAGAAGGUUAUUCUGACCCUCCGGAUGGAAAUAAUGGAGGCUCAGAGAAGAGAGAAAGAAGAACUUCAGAAGGAGCUCGAGAGUGUGGAGCAAAACGUUCAGCAAAAGAGACAUCAAGUAGCAGAGUAUGAGCGAGAGCUCAGUGAUCUUUUGAAAGAGAAGCGUCAAGAGGUUGAGCAAGAACAUGCUAGAGAGAUGGAAAAAAUGAAAAAGAUACACCAGGAGACUCUAGCUAGGAUUCAGAUGCAACACGAGGACAAGGAGAAGAAGGCCCAGGAUGCAGAACUGGAGCUGGAGCUCCGAGCUAAAGAUGCCCAGACAAAAGCAGCUCAAUUCUGUGCCCAGGAGGAGGUCUGGAAGAAGAAAAGGCAGCAGGUCCUAGAAGAAGAGAAGCAGCUUGAAGAAGAAAGAAAUAAAGCUGCUUUAGCAGCUCGUUCCCGCCUUGAGGAAUCUCAAAAAGGACAAGAGAAUCUUGAAGAUACCUUACAGCAGCUGCACAGUGCUCUGGCAGAACUCCAGGAUCAGAAAAUAAAGUUGGAGUCUCAGGUGGAAUUGCUACAGAUACAGCACCAACAGUUGGAGAGGCAUACCAGUGAGUUGGAAGAGACCAUCAGGACUAAGCAAGAGCAGCUAAAGAAACUGAAUAAAGAAUGGAGUGAAGCAACUUCUCCAAGGGAAAAGGAAGAAGCGCUCCGAGUGGAAGACCUACAAGGGGACUGUCCAGAGCCCUCCUCCAGAGAAAUGACAUCUGAAAUACCAAAAAGCAAUGAAGAAAACAGCCUUCUCCUGAACCAAGUACGGCACUACAUUUCCUCUGAGGGAGCUUCCCUGAAGACAGCGAAGGAAUUCUUGGUGCGCCAGACUCGUUCCAUGAGAAAAAGGCGAACGGCCUUGAGAGCAGCAAAGCAGCACUGGUAUGGUGGUCUACAGGGAACACCAACUGUGCAAGACUCAGGCCAUUCUCAGGUGUUAGAGGGAGUGCGCAGGAACCUGGAAGAGGAAGGAAGGCAGCUGGAUGAAAUGAAAUCUGCCAUGCGGAAAGGGCAGGAACUGCUGAAGAAGAAAGAAGAGAGGCUCAGCCAGCUGGAAUCCUCUCUUCUGGAAGAGUUUUCUGAUGAAGAUACCAUCAAGGGAGUGGCCUGCAAGAAAAUGGUGACUUUUGACCUCAGUGACUCUGAAGACACAAGUAGCCUUACGAGUGCUGAUCAGUCUCUUCACAAAAUAGCUGACUUGAAACCGGAUGUCCAGUUUUCUCCCUUUGACAAGAUCCAGUAUUUGGCUGAGUCACUACAACACAUCACCAGUGACCUGAACUGUGUCCUUCGUCUCCUGAGUACCUUCAGCAGCCAGCAGCCUCUCUUUGCUUCCACCCAAGGCCAGUCACUGGCUCCACUGGCCAGGGAUGGAAUUCCCCUGACUGCUUAUACCUCCAUGGCACGUGCCUAUUCGGCUACACCAUUUGCACCUUCUGCUGGACUUCAGUCAGUCUGGUGUAAUUCUGGUCCCGGUUCUGCAGCUGUGAGCGGACAGUCUGUGGACAGUAUGUUGAUGGAGAAAUGGCGCAAGUAUUUCCCAGGGAAGUUUCCAUUGCCCUGUGGUGGGCUCCGUGCUCAAGAUGACAAGCUGGACUCCUUAAUAACUGGCGAGCAAGUCUGCCUGUUCCAGCACCCUCAUUUUCAGGGCUCCAAGGCUGAGAAGCCAAACAUCCAGCGCAUGAUUGAUGCCAAUAAGAAAUGGCUGGAGAGUUUCAAGCAUGAUUGCAAAAGCCCUUUCUUGGCGAGUGCUUCACAUUCCUCCAGCAGUGGCUCCGGUUUGGUGCAGCUUGGGUUGGAUGAGAACAAUCAGAUCAAGGUCUACCACUUCUAGAUGGACAAAAAUCCUGCUUGUCUGCAAAAAGCUUACCCACCUGUCUAACAACAAUAUAUAUUAUAUCUCUGUACCCAACAGCCUCCACAUGUUUUCUUGGGUUGCAAUCAGAGAUUGAUUCUUAGCCAGAUUUCUCUUGGGAAAUUAAUUCCAGCCAUUUUGUAGAUUCUCCAUCCCAGGGAAUGUCACAAGUGUGAAAGGAAAAGAAGUUGUGUGCUGAAUGGAGAAAGGUGGCUGGUAGGUUACCUGUCCAUAUUUAGGGAGCCAGAGAAACAAAGGGCCCACCUGAAACACAUGAGUCUUCUCCUAUCUCUUGCUCAGCUUCCUCUUUCCACUGUCACCUUCCACACCACAGAAUCCCAAGUUCAGGUAUGGCUGCUGAGGGUGCUGGCAGUGUGUUUCUGCUCCUGCAGCAACUGAGAAUAUGAACUACAACAUCAGUCUUUGCAGAGACUAAAGCAGGUCAUGAGCAAGCCCAAUUCUCCAGGUGCUUCUGAAUUCUGGCAGUUCAUUUCUACCCCUGGUUUCUGCCCUUUUCUUAAGGGCUUGUGUGCCUGACCUGCACUGGUGGCGUAUUCAUUGGGCAUAUUCUUCAAUGCUCUCAGCAACACCAGAAGGCAAACCGAGAUUUGGGGGAAAUGAGAGCAGGCAAUAGCCCAAUGUACUCUUCCUUGCAAAUGGUUAGUAUAUCCUUUGAUUAAGCUGCCAGAAGAAAGCUAAAUUUCUCUCCCACCUCCAUUUUCAACUGGACCCUUCUCUCGGGUUGCUUUUUAAACAAUGAUCACCAGGCGUCUAAACAGGCAGCAAAAUUCUCCCCACCCCCCCCACCCCCAAUGCCUGGUGCUACAAGUGGCCUCAGGCCUCUCCUUUGUGAGGCAGAUCUCUCCCUCUGGGUGGUCAGAGCAGUUUUUCUCAGAGUGGAAGGACCUGUUUUGUUGUCCUUCCAAUAAGUGAAAUGCAUAUUAUAGCAGAGGAUUGGAGGUGCGCAUCCUUCAGCUAUUAACUGUGUUUUUAAAUUCUGAUUAAAUAUACUU